AUGAGCGGUUCUUGUGGAAUAGAGAGUCCGUCACUUUAUAAGAACAAGCGUGCAGGGAAAGGUGAAGCCUAUGAACCAACAACAUAUGAACACUGGGCAAACACAAUAUCACACGCUGUAGGAAUAGUGCCUAGUGUGGUUGUGUUUUGGCAUAUGGUCACAAUAUCCCAUCGCGAGCUACAGUUCUAUUUGAUGAUCGUAUAUGGCUUGUUCACCACGUUGUUGUUCUCGUCUUCUACAUGUUACCACGUUUGCGAACUGAAGUUUAGACAGAAGCGGACGCAGACGCGGUUGCGAUACUAUCUUCAUAUAUGUGAUCGCGCCGCCAUUUAUCUAUUCAUAGCAGCCUCCUACACACCAUGGCUAACUCUUCGACAUUGUGGAUACCCUGGCCUGAACCUGAAGUGGAUGAUCUGGGUGUUCGCACUCCUUGGAAUACUGUAUCAGUACAAUUUCCACGAA
Cooperia oncophora is the source of this 462-nucleotide messenger RNA. NCBI's taxonomy places the organism in Eukaryota, Metazoa, Nematoda, Chromadorea, Rhabditida, Trichostrongylidae. The record is from the annotation of a GenBank genome assembly.